AUUGCAUGAACAGUCUUUUUGGGACAACCCCUUUAAUCGCAAAUCAAAACCACCCUUCAAUUAAAUUCCCACAUCACGUCCGAAAUGGAAACCCAAGAAACCCAAAUUUACUAUUUACAAAAGCAGAAAAGCCAUGAGUAGUAAUAAUAAAUUCCAGGGUUUCUAUUUUUAGGUUAAAUUUCUGUGGGUGGUGGAGAAUUGAGUAGAUCGAGAGCUAGAGAUGGGGAGAGGAAAGGUGGAGCUGAAGAGGAUAGAAAACAAGAUCAACAGACAGGUGACAUUCUCAAAGAGGAGAGGUGGCCUGGUGAAGAAAGCCCAUGAAAUCUCUGUUCUUUGUGAUGCUGAAGUUGGAUUGAUUGUCUUCUCCCAUAAAGGAAAGCUUUUUGAGUACUCCACUGAUUCUUGCAUGGAGAAGAUUUUGGAGCGAUAUGAACGAUACUCAUAUGCAGAGAGGCGAUUGGUUCCCAGUAAUUCUGACUCAACGGAAAAUUGGACCUUGGAAUAUGCUAAGCUGAAGGCCAAGGUUGAACUUCUGAAAAGGAAUCAUAAGCACUACAUGGGGGAAGAUCUAGAUGUGUUGAACUUGAAAGAUCUGCAAAAUCUUGAGCAGCAGCUUGAUUCAUCCCUUAAACUUAUUCGAUCCAGAAGAAACCAGUUGAUGUGUGAGUCACUCUCUGAGCUUCAAAAAAAGGAAAGGGCGAUUAGAGAGGAAAAUAACAUGCUAGCAAAGAAGAUUAAGGAGAAGGAGAGAACAGCAGCCUCGCAAGUUUCAUGGGAUCAGCAAAGUCAGGUCCCUCCAGGAUUUCUUUUCCAACGGCAGCCACUUCCUGGCCUAAACAUUGGGAGGAGUUAUCAUGGAACAACAGGAGAGGAAGCAGUGAGGGACAACAGUGACCUAGAUCUUAAUCUUGAUUCACUUUACCCUCAAUGCCAUCUUGGCUGCUUUGCUUCAUGAACCAAUUAUUAUAUAUAUAAUUUUAAUUUACAUUGCUAGUGUUGACUUAAUCCGCCCUUCAAUUGCAUGGGCCGGGUAAGUAGCCCAUAUGCGGUAAAUCGACCCAAAUAAUUGAGACACGUCUCUCAUAUGAUGUUUCAGAGUAAUUUAUAGUGUGUUUGUUACCAUAAUAUGAACCAUUUGGUGUAAAUAUAUGACUGAUUAUUUGCUUGAAUAGUUCAUUAAUUACC
Messenger RNA from Cuscuta epithymum, 1185 nucleotides. The record is from the annotation of a GenBank genome assembly. NCBI's taxonomy places the organism in Eukaryota, Viridiplantae, Streptophyta, Magnoliopsida, Solanales, Convolvulaceae.